AUGCCGUGGGAAGGGAAUAUCGCUCGUUCUCCCUUGUAUAAUCCCCCUUCUGUCCCACAGGGCGUCACCCUCAUCGAGCAAUUGAUUAUCAAGAACGAUCGUCUGCGCCAAUUGGGGGAUCAGCCAUAUCUGACAGUUGUCGGGACAGAGGAAGACAGCACCCUCACGUUCUCAUCGGUCGAGCCUCGAGUGAGGAGAUGCGCGAGUGCAUUGAGGAGACGGGGACUGCGGCGAGGGGAUGUCGUCUGCUUCUAUGCCCCCAAUCACUUGGAGUAUGUCGUCUGCAACCUUGGGGUGGUGGCAUGUGGAGCCUCUGCUCUCCUCGUUCCCUUCUAUGCGGGAGAACAUCUCGCAACAUUUUGCAUGCGGGAAAAGCCUCGUUUUCUCUUCACGACGGCGGCUUUCUUCAACGAAGACGUUCGCGCUACGGUAAAGAAGUGCCCAUCCAUCGAGCAAGUCUUCACCUUCGAUCCCUGCAAUGACGACGGCGCCACCCCCGUCGCAGACUUCGACAAGGACGACGGAACAGAAUUCCCAAACCAGGCCGACUUGAGUCCAUCGGACGUGGCCACCAUCUUUCUCUCAAGCGGGACGACGGGAGAGCCGAAAGGGAUUGAGCAUACCCACGCUUCCCUUCUGGCUGUCAUCCAGAGCAGCAUGGAACAGGCUUCGGUUGGAGUGACACCUUUUCAUCUGGCGCACAUGAGUGGCUACUUUACCCACAUCCUCCGUCUCCAGCACGGUGGGCAUUGCGUCAUGGCCCCUUCCGGAGAACUCUUGUCUCUGCUCGCUUCGGUCGAGAAGUACAAGGCGGCGGCUAUGUGGUGCACGCCGAGGGAACUGGUUCCAUUGGCCAGAGAUCCAGAACUGACGCGGUAUUACCAGUUGGGAUCGCUUGUUGCUAUCGCCUACGGCGGGUCCCAUCUUGGUGAUGGCCUCGUCGACCAGAUCCGCAAGAAACUCCCUCACAUCAAUUUUAUCAUCCAGGUGGUGAAGCCCGGAACGUGGGAAUGUGUGGGUCCGGAGGAACGAGGGGAAUUGUGUGUCCGCGUCCCUUACCUCAUGAAAGGAUACCGGGGCAAGCCCGAGCUGACGGAGGCAAGCGUACAAGAAGGAUUCUAUCGGACUGGGGAUUACGGCUGGGUGGACGAGGACGGCUGGGUCUUCCUGCUGGAUCGGGUGAAGGACCUCAUCCCAGUGCUCGGAUCCGACCAAACGUCUGUAACCUAUGUAUCCCCGUCGGAGAUCGAGGACUGCCUGUUCGAACACCAGGGCGUGAUGACGGUGGGUGUGGUGGGGGUGCCCCACCCAGAACCCAAUCACCAUCAGAUCCCAAAGGCCUUCGUCGUCCCUGUCCUACAUGGCUCCCUAACAGUACAAGACCUCAAGGACUUCGUUUCCAGCCGACUGAGUGCCGAGUGCCAGUUGGAAGGGGGAGUCACGUUCGUGGACGACAUCCCCAUGUCCAUGGCCGGCAAAAUCCAACGCAACAUUCUUCAAAGCCUCUGAUGGUCCUGUCAAUUCUACUCGCCAGAAAUAUACACGGGC
This is a messenger RNA of Darwinula stevensoni, 1548 nucleotides long. The record is from the annotation of a GenBank genome assembly. NCBI's taxonomy places the organism in Eukaryota, Metazoa, Arthropoda, Ostracoda, Podocopida, Darwinulidae.